Messenger RNA from Oncorhynchus gorbuscha (pink salmon), 3829 nucleotides. RefSeq names its product piggyBac transposable element-derived protein 4-like. The transcript has 3 exons. The record is from RefSeq and is a predicted model, not a curated record. NCBI's taxonomy places the organism in Eukaryota, Metazoa, Chordata, Actinopteri, Salmoniformes, Salmonidae. Bases 29 to 2110 code for a protein of 693 amino acids.
GGAGUCCCAGUGUUGUGCCUCUCCCGGGAUGAAAAGGUUGUCUCUGCUGCUGGUGGACUGCAGGAAAGCAACGGGGCUGAGUGGAACUGUGAGAGGAGGAGGAGAGGAGAACGGAUCAGAUUUGACACAUAAAAAAAUUGAGAGUGACACAGAAGGAAUGGAUGAGGACUCUGUGAGUGAUCUGAGUUUGGAUUCCAGCGCGGAUGAAAUGUUUUUGGAAGAAGAAGAUCCACUUUUCGAUCAUGGCACUGACCCCGACUGGGAGCCCCCAGUGCCAAUUUGUCCAUCCCCCUCUGAAGCUGGUUCAUCCAGCUCUACCCCUGCUGUCUCUGGCUCCACACCUCCCGGGCCGUCUAGAGGACAGACAAAGAAGAGGAAGAGGGGAAGAAGUGUGCCACCCGCUAACAGAGGGACAGACUGGCGUUGGCACACCGUCCUAGAAGACGAUGUGGAGCCACCCAAACCGACCUUUAGGCCGAAAAGGAAGCCAGGACCUCAGCUAAACAUGACUGCUACGUACAGCCCCCUUCAGCUUUUUCAGCUGUUCUUCACCCAAUCCGUUGUAGAGUCGCUCGUGUCCAACACGAAUAAGAAUGGGAAGAAGAAGCAAGCAGGCAAAACGGCAGCAUGGAAGCCCAUAUCCACGGCAGACUUUUUCUGCUACCUUUCUCUGGUCAUCUACAUGGGGCUUGUGAGGCUGAAAAGCCUGAAGGACUACUGGAAAACGUCAUCUCUCUACCAACUGCCUUUCCCCUCGUCUGUUAUGUCCUGCAAACGGUUUCUGGUUCUCUCCCAGGCGCUUCACAUCAGUGACCCAAAGGUCGAUGAAGAGAAUGAGAAGAAGAGAGGCACAGCGAGGUUUGAUACACUGUGCAAAAUCAAACCUCUCUACCACAGCAUUGUCGAAGCCUGCAAGACGUACUUUCAGCCAGCCCAGAACGUGUCAAUCAAUGAGAGGAUGGUGGCCUCAAAGGACAGCAUUGGCCUCCAACAGUACAUGAGAAACAAACCAACCAAGUGUGGUCUGAAGCUGUUUGUGUUGGCUGAUUCUGCGUGUGCCUACACGUGCAAUUUCUUGGUCUACGAGGAGAAGAACCGUUUUGCUUCCGGUAAGGAACUCAGCUAUGCCUCUGUAAUGGCGUUGUUGGAUUUUCAACUGCUGGGGAAGGGCUACAAACUGUUUGUGGACAACUUCUACACAAGCCCUGCCCUGUUUGCAGACCUGAGGAAGCGGGGAGUGUGGGCUUGUGGCACCAUUCGUACCACCAGGGUGGGCUUCCCGAAGACUAAGGUGGACGACAUGCCCAAGCGGGCUGAGCGGGGGACCAUGCGAUGGAUCCGAGAAGAUGGCCUGCUGUUUGUGAAGUGGAUGGACGCCAGAGAGGUGGUGAUGUGCUCCAAUAUCCACAAGUCCUUCAGUGGGGAUUAUGUUGUCAGACGUGUGAAGGACGCUACCGGGGCAUGGGCCACCAAAAAUGUCCCUGUUCCAGCUGCGGUAAAGGACUUCAACAAGAGCACGGUAGGUGUGGACCUAUCAGGCGCGCUGACAGGCUACUACAAUGUUCUCCAUAAGACGAUGAAAUGGUACAAGACCUUCUUCUAUCAUUUCAUCGAUAUCGCCGUGGUGAAUGCAUUCAUCCUACACAAGGAAAUGGCUAAGAGCUGUGGAAAGCCCUUCCUCCCACAGAAAGCCUUCAGAGAGCAGCUCAUCAAGGAGCUUGCUGGCUACAGCACCACUGCACCACGUUCUACCUACUCUACCUCUGUCCCUCCUGGCUACAGCAACACUGCACCACGUUCUACCUACUCUACCUCUGUCCCUCCUGGCUACAGCAACACUGCACCACGUUCUACCUACUCUACCUCUGUCCCUUCUGCCCCUUCUGUCCCUUCUGUCCCUUCUGCUCCUGCCACAAGUGUUCAUCUACCCAAAUAUAUUUCUGCAGACAUGGAUGUGCCUAAGGGUCAAAGGGGCUCAGCAUGGAGGCGUUGCUGUGUUGUUUGCAAGAUGAAGUCCCCCAUCACAUGCCCCGCAUGCUCAGUGACCCUCUGCUUUACAUCAGAAAGAGACUGCUAUGGCAUCUGGCAUCAGCAGCAGAAUAUUGUGUAGAGCUUUGGCAAAGCGGGUGGGGUCAGUAUGUUAUAUCUGGAGUACUUUUCCUGUCCUAUCCGGUGUCCUGUGUGAAUUUAAGUAUGCUCUCUCCAAUUCUCUCGUUCUCUCUCUUGGAGGACAGAGCCCUUGGACCAUGCGUCAGGCCUACCUGUCAUGAUGACUCCUUGCUGUCUCCAGUCCACCUGGCAGUGCUGCUGUUCCAGUUUAAACUGUUCUGCCUGCGGCUAUGGAACCCUAAACUGUUCAUUUUUACUCUUGAGGUGUGUAGCAAAAAGCCAAAAGAGAUCAGACCCCUCCGCCAGUAGCCGGUCCAGAUCCAGAGCCACAUCCAUGGGCUCUGAGACCAACUAUUGACUGGGGUAUGUGGGAAGAAACUGCCACAACAGCAAGUGACCAGCAGAGGGAGCCAAAUGCACAGGAACUACAAGUACUGGACAUUAAACAAGAACCAACCUACAGGAAGACUGAGGAGGAGUGGUAGGAAACAGACCUACCAAACCAACGCUCCAACGGAAGAAAACGUAUCGGUGCUGAAGGAACUAACAUUGGACUAAGUUCUACUUAAUCUUGAGCAACACUGCAAAGAAAAGUGGCAAGGACAUAAUGUAAUGGCUGUUAAGAUAGAUUCUACUCCCGAACAUCUUCCCCCAAACUGAGUGUCUAAAAGAGGUAUAAAAGGAGGAGAGAUCAGUGCCAAGGCAUGAUCCUCAACCCAUAUGAUUUGGACAUCAUAGAGAAUCAUCAGACCAGGUAAAUUACUUUUACUAUACUCUUGUUUGUAUUGACUACUUUGACAUCAAGGCACGAGCAAGAACUAUUGACUGGAAUAUCUUAAAGAAUUGUGUUGUACACUGGAAGAUCACACCACUUAAAAAGAGUAAGAGAACAAGGUUGUGUCAGAGAGCAACGCUCUACGAGGCGUAGAGAACUCUUGGGAGCAACAACGUUCCAUCUUUGGAAUGCCAGAGACAAUUGUAGAGAACUCUUGGGAGCAACAACGUUCCAUCUUUGGAAUGCCAGAGACAAUUGUAGAGAACUCUUGGGAGCAACAACGUUCCAUCUUUGGAAUGCCAGAGACAAUUGUAGAGAACUCUUGGGAGCAACAACGUUCCAUCUUUGGAAUGCCAGAGACAAUUGCAGUUUGGCAAGAUUGAAAAAAGCCCAGAAAUAAGUAAAGCCUCGUAGUAGUAGCCAACAGUCGACAAAAGGAAAUCAAUAUCUAAACAGUAGGCAGUAAAAACCAGAGGAAAUUCGGACUAAAUAAGAAGAUUAUAGUCGUAUUAACAGCGGAGGUCAAAAUAUUACUACUCUUUAUAGAGACCAGUGGAAGGACCAAGGGAAUAGAGCUUCAAAGUAAAUAUGUGGGUGUUUGUUUUGUUUAAGAGUUUUAGAAGUGUUUUAAGCGAAUUAUAUUUGCAAUAUUAUUUGGCAUAGUAUAGCGCAUUAAGGAUUGAUUGUAUAGUAUAGUGCAUUAAGGAUUGAUUGUAUAGUAUAGUGCAUUAAGGAUUGAUUGAGCAUUAUUGAUGUAUUAGGAAACUGUAGAACCAUUGAAUUGUAAUAAUGUGUAUAAAGACAAAAAACAAGAGUGAUUUUAAUAAAAGCUUUGAAACUUUGACAACUAGGCCAGAUUAACGAUCUGGAGAGCAAACGCCUCUGACACUCUCACGGAACAGAAAGUGACCUGGUUAUAGGUUAAAGUGAUUGCACUAAAGAAUA